This is a messenger RNA of Contarinia nasturtii (swede midge), 3608 nucleotides long. It is a transcript of the gene Prp4k, whose product is annotated as serine/threonine-protein kinase PRP4 homolog. The record is from RefSeq and is a predicted model, not a curated record. Gene Ontology annotation, biological process: peptidyl-serine phosphorylation; peptidyl-threonine phosphorylation; mRNA cis splicing, via spliceosome. The coding region runs from base 471 to 3347 and encodes 958 amino acids. NCBI's taxonomy places the organism in Eukaryota, Metazoa, Arthropoda, Insecta, Diptera, Cecidomyiidae. The transcript has 8 exons. Gene Ontology annotation, molecular function: ATP binding; protein serine/threonine kinase activity.
ACGUUUAAAGCGACAUGAAAUGUCAAAAUGCUUGGUGCAAUCGCAUUAGGUUAAAAUUCACAUAAUACAUUCACUGUGACCCAAUUCAUCAACAAUACAAGAAGAAAGAUUGAAAGAAACCUAGUGAUUAAUUUGAAAAAAGAAUCCUCACAUAAAACUAGAUACUCAAUUGAAUUAUUUGACAAUCGAGGUAAGCGAAUUAAAUGAGCACCGACCGAUCCAUUGGCAGCAACAUACACAUCAAUUCAAGCCCACCACCCCAAAACGUCAAACUCAAUCAACAAAAGCGAACAACUGAGCUAGCUCGAGUAUAUCAAUAAACGUAACCAAGUGUUGUUUGUUUGAUCAUUUUACCACAAUUUCUUUCAUAUGAACUUUUUGUUUUUCCGAAUUUCUUUCUUGUUUUUGAACAUACAAUUCAAAUAAACUGCGUUGAAUUUGCAAUACUCACGGGGAUAUCAAAUCGCAACAUGGGAAGUGAUAAGAAACGAGUUCAUGAUUCGGACAACGAUUUAUCGGAUUUAGAAAAACGUAGUCGCCGAGAUAGGGAUGGUGAAUCGUCAAAAAGUAAAAAAAAGCACAAGAAACACAAAAAGAAUAAAAAAUCAAAGAAACAUGAUGUGGAUGGAAAAGAGAAACACAGCAGCAGCAGCAGUAAAAAACAUAAGAAACAUCACAAACGAUCCAAAUCGAACGAUGAAUAUUUGUCCGAUUCGAAUACAGAAAGUGGCGCAACAACAACAAACACCAAAAGUGACACGGUGAGCGCAUCAAGUCGUCAUGAUUUUGAAACAAAGCUACCUCCACGAGCAACGACAACGCUCAACACAAAAUUCACCGAAAUUAUGAAAUCGAAUGGACAUAUUGUCGUGGCCAAAAUUCCAGUUACAAAAUACAAUAAUGGAAAUGGUUCAGAUGCAAACAAAAAACGUGAAACAACCAACAAAAUACCGACCGAUCCAAGUAAAUUAGUUGAAUUUAUAACGAAAUCGCUGGAUCCAAAUACAUCAACGCAAGUAGUUUCAUCCGCAUCAGAUAGCGAUACCGUUCUUGAUGUUGAUAGUCCCGAUGUAGCUGUCAUUGAAGAAGAUGAUUUGAAUCUAGAAGAACUGAUGCGUCAGAAGGCUCUCUUACAAGCAAGACUGGGUGGCAUUGCUAUGUCCGAUACAGAAAGUGAACAAUCACGCAAAACACCAUUGGUGUCGAUAAAUAAAUUAUCUACGACAACCGACGAAAUAAAAACCAAUGAGAAAAAUAAAUUGAAACGAACCGCUGAUGCUAGUGUUAGUGAUGUCAUUCUACUUGAUGAUAGUAGCAAUGAUGCUAACGAAAAACCAUCACCACCGAAAAAGAAAUCACGGAGCAGCCGAUCGAGAAGUAAAGAACGUACACAUAAAGAUCGAAGCAGCGGCAAUGGCCGCAACAACAAUCGUGAUAAUCGUGACAAUGAUAAAUCAUCGAAAACACGUCGUUCAGAUGUUGAAAAUCGAUUUAAAGAAGACUUACGCAAAGAAAUCGAUCGUGACAAAGAACGUAGUCGGGUUAGCCCACGGAGGCAAGGCGCAUCUGCUCUUAAAUCAGGUGCACAUUCGCCCAAUUCAAAGUCACGCUUAUCAACAAACGACAAAAGUAAACAAACACAGUCCACAUCGACGUCUUCAGCAUCGAUACGAGAACGGGAGGAUCGAAAUAAGCCACGAGACCAUUACGAUAAAUACGAUCGUCAUGACCAAUAUCUAAAUAGACAAAGGCGGUUUAGGGAUGAAAAAUAUCGUUCAGAUGAAUUGUCUAGGAAGAAAAAAGAGGAACGAAGUGACAAGUAUAUGGGAUCACUCAGUGAAGGUCAAAAACACAAAGAUUCAAGUAGUGGCAGUGAGUUGGGCGAUAUAGACAUUGAUGACGAAGAUGAAGAGGAGAAAAUCAUCGAGAUGCGAAGAAAAAAGCGCGAAGAAUUAAUGAAGAAAUUAUCGGGUACAACGAAAGAAAAUCGCUCGAAACAAAUCAAUGAAACGAUGACAGACGAAAGUGUCGACGAUGUAAUAUUCGUUGAAGAACCUGGACCGAAAUCGUUUAAGCACUUAUUUUCACAUGACAAAAAUAAAAGUGAAGUUAAUAAAUCCGAAACGCCACCACCGCAAAUCGAUCAUGAUCAGGACGAUGAGAAACAUAAGGAUGCAUUAAAGUCAAAAACUGAUGGGAAUGGGGCUACCAAACGUACUGAUUGGGACAUGUUUGCCGAACAAGAUAUUGAUUCCAAUUUUGAUAGUCCAAGUACAAUCAUUGCUAACAAAAACACUGUCGAAAAUCCCGCUUUAACUGAUAAUUGGGAUGAUGCCGAGGGCUACUAUCGUGUUCGAAUUGGAGAGAUUUUGGAUAAUCGAUACAGUGUGUUUGGUUUCACUGGUCAAGGUGUUUUCAGUAAUGUGGUGAGUGCACGAGAUCAAGCCAGAGGCAAUGCUCAUGUGGCUGUUAAAAUCAUUAGAAACAAUGAAAUCAUGCACAAAACUGGUUUGAGAGAGUUGGAGGUCCUGAAAAAAUUAAAUGACGCCGAUCCAGAUGAUCGAUAUCAUUGUCUUCGGUUGCAUCGCCAUUUUUUCCACAAACAGCAUUUAUGUAUGGUAUUCGAACCGUUGUCGAUGAAUUUGAGAGAAGUGCUUAAAAAGUAUGGCAAAAAUGUUGGUCUUCACAUAAAAGCUGUGCGCAGUUAUACACAACAACUAUUUUUAGCGUUAAAAUUAUUGAAGAAAACGGGCAUUUUACACGCCGACAUCAAACCGGACAACAUUCUUGUCAACGAGAGCAACUUAAUUCUAAAAUUAUGUGAUUUUGGUUCAGCAACACAUAUCUCUGACAAUGAAAUAACACCCUAUCUGGUAUCGCGAUUUUAUCGAGCGCCCGAAAUCAUCAUUGGUAUGCAAUAUGAUUAUGGAAUUGAUAUGUGGUCGGCUGGCUGUACUAUUUAUGAAUUGUAUACGGGAAAAAUUUUAUUCAGCGGCAAAUCAAAUAAUCAAAUGUUAAAAUUUUUUAUGGAUUUAAAGGGAAAAAUUCCGAAUAAAGUGAUAAGGAAGGGACAAUUCAAAGAUCAGCAUUUCGACCAGAAUGGUAAUUUUCUAUCGCAUGAAAUCGAUCGGUUAACUGAACGGGAAAAAAUUGUCGUUAUGCCAGUUAUAAAGCCUACGAGGAGUCUUCAUCAGGAGCUGGUAGCGGAUCAAAAUUUGCCGGACGAUCAACUGCGUAAGGUUUCACAAUUGCGUGAUUUGCUUGACUCUUUGUUCGCAUUGGAUCCCUCAAAGCGUCUGUCGCUGAAUUUGGCUCUUGCACAUCCAUUCAUACAAGAAAAGAUGUAAGAAACUAUGUUGCGUGCAGCUCUUUAUCAUAAUGAGUGAUUGAAGAAGACGAAGAUGUGUGGCUCGAAAUAGGUAUAAUCUAUAAUCAAUGCUGCCCAUUUUGAGUACAAUUUUUUCAAUAGCAAUGAUGCGAAUAGUCAGAUUUGUAAAACAAUUGAUCGUUAUCAUUAAUAUCAUUAAUAUUAUUUUUAACGAUGAUUUAUGUCCCAAAAAAACAACAACAAAUAAACAAAAAUUAUUUAAAAUUUUCACAAACCUGAA